Messenger RNA from Cutaneotrichosporon cavernicola, 1443 nucleotides. RefSeq lists its product as uncharacterized. Gene Ontology annotation, cellular component: cytosol. Lineage: Eukaryota; Fungi; Basidiomycota; Tremellomycetes; Trichosporonales; Trichosporonaceae. The transcript has 4 exons. The record is from RefSeq and is a predicted model, not a curated record. Bases 1 to 1443 code for a protein of 480 amino acids. Gene Ontology annotation, biological process: protein import into peroxisome matrix.
AUGCCACCAAAGGACACGGAACUGUACGACAUCCUUGACGUCAAGGUUGAUGCUACUGAUAUCGAGCUCAAGAAGGCGUACCGCAAGCUCGCAAUCAAGUGGCACCCUGACAAGAACCCCUCUCCCGAGGCGGAAGCCAAGUUCAAGGAAAUUGGCGAAGCGUACCAGAUCCUGAGUGACCCCGACCAGCGUGCUUUCUAUGACAAGGUCGGGCGCGUGGCCAUGAACGCGCCAGAGAGCGGAAUGGAGGACCCCGAGGCCAUCUUCUCAAAGCUCUUUGGCGGCGAGGCGUUUGUCAACUACAUUGGCGAGAUUGCCCUCGUCAAGGACUUUACGAGCACCAUGGAUGUGGUCAUGACUCCCGAGGAGCGUGCCGAGAUGGAGGCCGCCAAGAACGCGCCCGAGGAGGGCAGGCCCGCUUCACCUACCAAGACGGGAUCCGCUUCGCCGACCAAGGACGGCGCGGCAUCGCCUGCCAAGCCUGCGUCGCCAACCAAGGCCUCGUUUGUUGGGUCUGAGGCAACACCUGAUGUUAAGGCUGAGGCCAAGGGCGAGACCCAGGCUGAGGACAAGACUGCCGAGACCUCCACCGGCUCUGCUGUUGGCACGCCAGCUUCAGCUUCUGCCACGGACCUCCACAAGAAGAAGGACGCAGGAAAGGCCAAACUCACGCCCGAGCAGAAGACCAAGCUCGAGGCACUGGAGCAGGAGAACCAGAACCGGCGCGAGAUCCGUAUCAAGGAUCUCACGACCAAGCUCCUCACUCGCAUCCGGCCGUACGUCGAUGCCAAGCACCCGGGCGAGGCCAACGAUCCGGAGACCAAGGCCUUUGAGGAGAGGAUACGCACCGAGGCCGAGGACCUCAAGCUCGAGUCGUUUGGUGUCGAGCUUCUCCACACCAUCGGUACGGUGUACAUCACGCGCGCGAGCAACUUUGUCAAGAGCAAGAAGUUCUUUGGCGGCGCCUUCUUCGGGCGUCUCAAGGAGAAGGGCGGCUUUGUCAAGGAGAGCUUCGGCAUGCUGUCGAGCGCACUCAACGUCCAGGCGGCCAUGCAGGAGAUGGAGCGCCUCGAGGCCAAGGGCACUGCGACGCAAGAGGAGAUUGCCGCACUUGCAGAGGACCUGAGUGCCAAGAUGCUGCUCACCACCUGGCGCGCAACCCGUAUUGAGGUCAUCACUAUCCUUGGGCCCGUCGUCGACGCCGUUCUGAACGAGCCUGGGAUCAGCAAGGACUUGGCGCUGCGCCGCGCCAAAGCCAUCAUGGCGAUCGGAAACAUCUUCAAGGCAGUUGAGGACGACGAGGACGCCGAGGAGCGGCGCGAACUCGAGCGCCUCGUCGCCGCGGCCGCAGGUAAGAAGAAGGGGAAGAAGGAGAAGAGCCGCCGUUCGUCUCCUGUCCCUGUCGUUGAGGAGCCCGAGAAGGACAAGGAGACUGAGAAGUAG